Messenger RNA from Engraulis encrasicolus (European anchovy), 1119 nucleotides. RefSeq names its product abhydrolase domain containing 10, depalmitoylase a (gene abhd10a). Bases 208 to 1095 code for a protein of 295 amino acids. The transcript is spliced from 6 exons. Gene Ontology annotation, biological process: protein depalmitoylation. Gene Ontology annotation, molecular function: hydrolase activity, hydrolyzing O-glycosyl compounds; palmitoyl-(protein) hydrolase activity. Gene Ontology annotation, cellular component: mitochondrion. The record is from RefSeq and is a predicted model, not a curated record. NCBI's taxonomy places the organism in Eukaryota, Metazoa, Chordata, Actinopteri, Clupeiformes, Engraulidae.
AUGCCAUUGCAGCCACGAAGAAGUGAUCCAAGGAAGGACAGAACAGGACGUUCAGAGAAGACAAGACGAGACCGGCCUCCUCGUAUCGGAAUCCCCUCCAUCACAUCAGCCCCGCUGCAGGUGUUCGCCACCGUCUUCGGGUGCACAUCGGCUCAGCAUCCCGACGAAAGGCCUCCGCCAGCCGGCCCGCGGAGCUAGCGAAACAGCAUGGCCCUCCACUCCUCCUCCUCCAUGCUACUCAGAGUCCACAGCCGACACGGGCUCUUCUUCGGUGGAGCCUGGAAAGCCAGCAAGCUCUCGUCGGCGCAAGGUUCAACUGCGGCCCGCCAUAAGAGCACCAUCCAGUAUGCGUCUCGUCCCGACCUGCCUCGCCUGGCGUUCCGGCGUGUUCCGGGUAAGAGCCCGGGCGUUCUCUUCCUGCCGGGGUUCGCCUCCAACAUGGGAGGACAGAAGGCCGAGGCCCUCGAGGAGUUCUGCCAGUCACUAGGACACGCCUACCUACGGUUCGACUACACGGGCUGCGGGUCGUCGGAGGGCAACAUGGCAGAGUGCACCAUGGGAACCUGGAAGAAGGACGUGCUGUACGUACUGGACGAGCUGGUGGAGGGACCGCAGAUCCUGGUUGGCUCCAGCAUGGGGGCGUGGCUAAUGCUACUCGCCUCAUUGGCCCGUCCGGACAAGAUCGCCGCCCUAGUGGGCAUCUCCACCGCUGCAGACCACUUUGUCACCGCCUUCAAUGCACUUAACAUAGAGGCCAAGAAGGAGAUCGAGGAGAAGGGCGCCUGGACGAUACCCAAUCGGCAUGCAGAAGACGGUCACGUGACGCUGAGCCUGGACUUCCUGAAAGAGGCGGAGAAUCACUGCGUUCUACAGAGCCCCCUCCCCCUCUCCUGCCCCGUACGACUCAUACACGGACUCAAGGACGCAGACGUACCCUGGCACAUAUCCAUGCAGGUGGCGGAGCGUGUGUUGAGUAAUGAUGUUGACGUGAUCUUGCGUAAGCAUGGGCAGCAUCGCAUGACGGAGAAGGACGACAUCAAGCUGAUCGUCUACACCAUAGAUGACCUCAUCGACAAGCUGACCACCUCGGCCUGAGCAGCGCACUAACACACACACACG